CAGAGGGACAGCGGGACCCGCCCCUGCCCUGCGCGUCACUUCCGCCCGGACCUGCGCACGCGGCUCCUUCUCCCUGUCGGCGCCGGCGCAAGAUGGCCAAGCGCACCAAGAAGGUCGGGAUUGUGGGUAAAUAUGGGACCCGUUACGGUGCAUCCCUUAGGAAAAUGGUGAAGAAGAUUGAAAUUAGCCAGCAUGCCAAGUACACCUGCUCCUUCUGUGGCAAGACCAAAAUGAAGAGGAAGGCUGUGGGUAUCUGGCACUGUGGAUCCUGCAUGAAGACAGUUGCUGGUGGUGCCUGGACUUACAAUACCACCUCUGCAGUGACAGUCAAAUCUGCCAUCAGAAGACUGAAGGAAUUGAAAGACCAGUAGAAGCUACUUCCUGUUCUCCAUGUGAAACAUCUUUUUUUCCCAUUGUCAAGAUCUGUCCUUUUACCAAUAAAAAGGUGAUAAUGGAGU
This is a messenger RNA of Corapipo altera (White-ruffed manakin), 458 nucleotides long. RefSeq names its product ribosomal protein L37a (gene RPL37A). Gene Ontology annotation, molecular function: structural constituent of ribosome. Gene Ontology annotation, biological process: translation. Gene Ontology annotation, cellular component: ribosome. NCBI's taxonomy places the organism in Eukaryota, Metazoa, Chordata, Aves, Passeriformes, Pipridae. The coding region runs from base 93 to 371 and encodes 92 amino acids. The record is from RefSeq and is a predicted model, not a curated record. The transcript is spliced from 4 exons.